CUCGACAUCGGCCACGUAGUCGCCGCCCCCGCCGUCCACGUCGCUCCUGUCGUCCACGCAUUACCAGUGGUGCACGCCGUCCCCGUUCACCACGAGGAACCUCACCACCACCCCAAGUAUGCUUUCAAGUACGGAGUUGAGGAUCAUCACACUGGCGAUAUUAAGCAGCAGGAAGAGACCAGGGAUGGGGAUGUCGUCAAGGGUUCCUACUCCCUUCAUGAACCCGACGGUACCGUCUUGACUGUCCACUACACCGCUGAUAAGCACAGCGGGUUCAAUGCGGUGGUUCAGAGACACGGACAUGCGGCUCAUCCCCAGCACGUGCAGCAUGUGGUGGCGGUACCCGUCCAUCAUUAG
This is a messenger RNA of Zophobas morio, 357 nucleotides long. Its product is annotated as cuticle protein 8-like. NCBI's taxonomy places the organism in Eukaryota, Metazoa, Arthropoda, Insecta, Coleoptera, Tenebrionidae. Gene Ontology annotation, cellular component: extracellular matrix. The record is from RefSeq and is a predicted model, not a curated record. The transcript has 2 exons. The annotation marks the transcript as partial.